AUGACAGCUACUCUCAACCCUCCUAAACCCAUCCGUGUAUGGCUCACCCCACCGGGCCCCAAUGGCUGGAAAACCAUUUUCCUCCUUGAGGAACUCUCCCUUAACUACGUGUUCAAAUCGUUCCGCUUCGAUGACGUGAAGAAACCCCCUUUCAUAGACAUCAACCCCAACGGCCGCAUCCCGGCCAUCGAAGACCCCAACACCGGUCUCACCCUUUGGGAGUCGGGAGCCAUCAACCAGUACCUCAUCGAGCAAUACGACACGGAGAAGCGUCUCACAUUUGACGAUGUCAUCAACCGCAACCUCUGCAACCAGUUCCUCCAGUUCCAGAUGAGCGGCCAAGGACCCUAUUACGGUCAGUGCGGCUGGUUCCAGCAUUUACAUGCUGAGAAGAUCCAGUCGGCUAUUGAUAGGUAUUCUAAUGAGAUCAAGCGUGUGUUGGGGGUGUUAGAGAUUGUUUUGUCGAAGAAAGGGGAGCAUGAGCAGUGGCUGGUCGGGGACAAGAUGACGUAUGCUGAUAUGGCGUUUGUGCCUUGGAAUUCUCGGUUGAGCGAGGUGCUGAUGCAGUUGUGGGAUGAGGUCUUCGAGGGAACACCGCGUGUUCGGGCCUGGCAUGAAAAGAUGGUCGAGCUGCCGAGUUGGAAGAGGGCUAUGGAACAUCGUGCGAGACUCAUGGAUGAGCAAGGGCUGCAGUGGAAUGGUGUGCCGAAGGGGAUCGAGACAUUUACUGAGUACGAGGAGAAGAUUGAGAAGGGGGAGAUGAAGUAUGACUAG
Molecule: messenger RNA, 774 nt
Organism: Podospora anserina S mat+
Lineage: Eukaryota; Fungi; Ascomycota; Sordariomycetes; Sordariales; Podosporaceae
Exons: 2
Coding region: 1-774 (257 amino acids)
Source: RefSeq, a predicted model, not a curated record